Messenger RNA from Megalops cyprinoides (Indo-Pacific tarpon), 1731 nucleotides. RefSeq names its product suppressor of cytokine signaling 2-like. Bases 672 to 1325 code for a protein of 217 amino acids. The transcript is spliced from 3 exons. Gene Ontology annotation, molecular function: 1-phosphatidylinositol-3-kinase regulator activity. Gene Ontology annotation, biological process: phosphatidylinositol phosphate biosynthetic process; intracellular signal transduction. Lineage: Eukaryota; Metazoa; Chordata; Actinopteri; Elopiformes; Megalopidae. The record is from RefSeq and is a predicted model, not a curated record. Gene Ontology annotation, cellular component: phosphatidylinositol 3-kinase complex.
UUAAGUUAUUAAACACACAUACACAUACACACACCCACGGCAGCGUAAGGAGAUCGCUUCGGUGCCGAAGUCACAGGAAAGACGUCGGCACUGGCGGCUGUGAUCUACUGCAUUUACGCUGGCUAGCCAGCUAGCGAACUGUAACAUUUAUGCGUGAUGUAACUAGCUACGGCGAGCUAAAUUCAAGAGGUGAAGACAAAAGGAGUUUGUCAGUCAGCCCAGUCUCCCUCGGCAUGUCAUAUACCGUAGCCUAGCUAGCUCGAUCGCCCGCUGAUGACAUAUGGCUUGCUAGGCAGCGACAACAAGGAAAUGUUCGAAUCCUCCAUUUUCUGGAGAAGCUAAACGCGUAUAUUCGAUGCGGCGGAGCGGCAGGUGCCUGGUGCCUUGUGGAGGUGUGCGCUGGGUGCUGGAUGUCGCACGGAGUCUGUUCGAUGACUUGCUCCAGCCUGACACUGUUUUCUAAUGAAGUCCGCACCGAAACAGCGGGGAUCUAACACGAAUGCCCUGAAUCGAGUUUUGCCAGUUCGCAUCUUCGAGGUCCCAAAAUUGCAAGGGAAACGCGGAACCCUGAGAUACUUGCUGCUCAAGUUUGGCUGUUUUGGGGGAGAACGUUUCGGAACAAAGUGCACCGUUCGUUGGAUGUGUAUCGGCGCAUUUCAGGGAGUUCUCAAAUGACCUGCCAUUCCUCCGACUCCACGGAAACCAUCGACAAUGAGAGAAGAUCGGAAACCGAAUCCCGUGUGGUAGAUUCCGAUCAGAGCCGUAUCGCCGCAGCCAUGAGAGACCUUAAAAAGACAGGGUGGUAUUGGGGAAGCCUGACCGCAAACGAAGCCAAAGAGAUCCUCCAGGAUGCGCCUGAGGGAACCUUCCUCCUACGCGACAGCUCCCAGCAGGACUACCUGUUCACCAUCUCCGCCAUGACCUCCGCAGGCCCCACCAACCUGCGCAUUGAGUACAAGGAGGGAAAGUUCAAGCUGGACUCGGUGGUGCUGGUCAAGCCCAAGCUGAAGCAGUUCGACAGCGUGGUGCACCUGGUGGAGCACUACGUCCUUCUGUCCCGGACCUCUACCAGGGGCGGCAGCAGCGGGGGCGGGGGUGGAGUCACGGGCGGGGGCGGAGUCACAGGCACAGGUGAGCCCUCACCGGCCCUGACCCCGCCCAACGGGGCGGUGCAGCUCCUCCUGACCACGCCCGUGUACGCGGCCAUGCCUUCACUGCAACAUCUCUGCCGCAUCUCCAUCAACAAGGUGACCAGACAGGUUCAGGACCUGCCCCUGCCGAACAGGCUCAAGGAUUACCUGUCGGACUACGCCUACCAUGUCUGACGCGGAGCGCCCCCCGAUGGACCGGAGUCCUCCGAACCUUUCCUCCCGUCGCGACACGGGAAUUUGACACUGCGCACGUGACGUUUUAAGAGCUCGCAAUUUUUUUUUUUUUAAUUAUUAUUAUUAUUUUUUUUGGUACUGUAAGCAGAAAAUGGAAAUGUUUUUCAGUCCAUUUCAUGAUGAUGCAAGUGCAUUUAUAAAAUUAACCCAAGCAAUAUUCAAAAAAAUGUUCCUGUUCUGUCUCCUCAUCUCUCCCUCUCUGUCUUCUUUUCCAUCCUUACGUUUUCUUCCAAGACAUCAAAAGUUGCACGUCCAAAGAGGUAUUGAAAGUUGCAGAUUUUCAGAUGUGAGAUGCAGUACCAGUCAAAAGUCUUGACACAAAUUUUAUUCCUUAUUUUUAUUAUUU